CACAGAUCUGAGAUUGAAAGCUGGAGAAAUAGCCAAGAGAAAUCUGCACAUCCUUUCUUUAGGCAGAAAGCAGUAUUUCACUAUCAAUGCAGAAAAUGGAAAAAUGUUUGUGAAUGAAAAGAUUGAUAGAGAAGAAAUAUGUGUGGAAAGUAUAUCCUGCCCCAUCAGUUUUGAAGUGAUGGCUGAAAAUCCUAUGAAUAUUUUUCAUAUAACUGUAGAGAUACUGGAUAUUAAUGACAAUGCACCACAUUUUCUGAAUGGUGAUAUCAAGUUAGGGAUCAGUGAAUCCACUUUACCAGGAACCACUUUUAUAUUAGAGCAAGCUGAGGAUCCUGAUAAUGGGAUCAAUGCACUACAGAAUUACAGUCUCAAUACAAAUCAAUACUUUGUUCUGGAUGUGAGAGAGAAUGAGUCUGGGAAAAAAUACCCAAAAUUAGUAUUGAACAAACAAUUGGAUCAUGAAAGUGAGAGCAGUUUCCAUUUAAUACUUACAGCUCUGGAUGGAGGGAAGCCUCCCAAAACAGGGACAGCCAAAAUAUGGAUUACUGUCAUUGAUGCAAAUGACAACCCACCACUUUUCAGUCAAGAACUGUACAUGGUGAACCUGAGGGAGAACACACCAAUUGGGUCUUUAGUGGUACAGGUGAAAGCCACAGACAGAGAUGCAGGUUCAAAUGGUCAGAUCAGCUAUGGUUUUAGAAACAUCCCUGAACGUGCUCGCCAGAAAUUCAACUUGGACACAGAAAAUGGGAAAAUUACAGUUAAGGAAACUCUGGACUUUGAGGAAACAGAGAAAUAUGUCAUGACGGUAGAAGCAAGAGAUGGAGGUGAAUUGGCAGCUCAAUGUAAUGUUGCAAUAAAACUAUUAGAUGAGAAUGACAAUGGUCCAGAAGUGAUUCUCGCCUCCAUAACCAGUCCAAUAUCCGAAGAUUCAGCAGUAGGUACUCUGGUAGCCCUUAUCAACAUCAUUGAUAGAGAUUCUGGGGAUAAUGGGGAAAUCACAUGCCAUUUGGAAAACAAUUUGCCAUUCAAAGUUGUGUCAACAUCCAAUAACCUCUAUAAGCUUCUUACAGAUGGCCCUUUAGACAGGGAAAGAACUCCAGAGUACAAUAUCACAAUUAUAGCAACAGACAAAGGUACACCUCCUCUUUCAACAGAGAAGAUCAUCUCCUUGAAGAUUUCAGAUAUCAAUGACAACAUUCCUACCUUUGAGAAAGCCUCUUACACUGCCUUUGUACCAGAGAACAAUCCUUCAGGAACUUCCAUUUUCCAUGUACAAGCCUCAGAUCCAGAUCUGGCACGCAAUGCCCGAAUCACUUACUCCCUCCUCAGAAGCAACAUUCAGGAGCU
Molecule: messenger RNA, 1350 nt
Organism: Sceloporus undulatus (fence lizard)
Lineage: Eukaryota; Metazoa; Chordata; Lepidosauria; Squamata; Phrynosomatidae
Product: protocadherin gamma-B7-like
Exons: 1
Biological process (GO): homophilic cell-cell adhesion
Cellular component (GO): plasma membrane
Molecular function (GO): calcium ion binding
Source: RefSeq, a predicted model, not a curated record